AUGUUGAUCGAAGAUCAGAGGCUCAAACCCGCGCCUCAGAAGACUAAACAGUUGUCUUCCUUCUCCAACCUUCCCAACGCGCCUGUCGACGAGAUAUUUGCUCUCAAUCAUGCUUAUACUAUCGAUGCUGAUCCGCGCAAGGUGAAUCUUGGAAUGGGUGUAUACCGCACCGCUGAGGGACAGCCAUGGCCGCUAUCCACUGUUCAAAAAGUCGAAGAAGAGCAGAGCCGGGAGAAUAACUGUGCACGCCACGAAUACCUCCCUAUCGAGGGUGACUCAGUCUUUACAGCUGCAGCGAGAGAUCUUAUGUUCGGCUUCAACCUGAACAACAAUACAGAAACACCCGCAGAAAAAGCAGCAAAACAACGAAUAGCCUCCGUGCAGACUGUUGCUGGGACAGGAGCUAAUCAUAUCGGUGCUGCAUUUCUAGCCCAUCAUUACAAGCCUAAGCAUGUAUGGAUGUCAACACCGACAUGGGCAAAUCACCACACCAUCUGGGAUCUGCAGGGAAUUGAACGCAAAACAUAUCCCUAUUUUAAUGCCGUAACAUGUGCGUUCGACUUCGGAGCUGCCCUAGCAGUUCUUGAGGCCGAGGCUGUGGAGGGAGAUGUAAUUUUGCUUCAUGCUUGUGCCCAUAACCCCACCGGUGUUGACCCAUCGAAGGAACAGUGGAAAGCCAUUGCUGAGCUCUGUCAACGAAAACACAUCUUCCCAUUCUUUGACUCCGCAUACCAAGGGUUUGCAUCUGGUUCCGUAGAUGAGGACGCCUGGGCUGUGAGAUAUUUCUUCAAUAUGGAACCCCGCAUGGAAAUGUGUGUUGCACAAAGCUUUUCGAAGAACUUUGGCCUCUACGGCCACCGCGCCGGCGCAUUCCAUCUUGUGACCAAUGGCUUGAACCCCGCUGAGCCCGGGUUAGUGCAGAAAAAUCUGUGUCACAUUAUUCGCGGAGAGUAUUCCAUGGGUCCUCGAUUAGGCAGUACCAUUGUCAAGCGGAUUCUUGGGGACGAGGAUUUGCGUACCCAAUGGCAUGGGGAUCUUACUACGAUGAGCUCGCGACUCAGGUCAAUGCGUGAGAGUCUGUAUAACGAGCUGCUGAGGCUGAAAACUCCCGGAACGUGGGAGCACAUUGUUAACCAGAUCGGCAUGUUUUCUUACACGGGCCUCACGUUGAAGCAAGUGUUAGCAUUGAAGGAUGAAUUCCAUAUCUACAUGCUCAAGUCAGGAAGGGUUUCAAUCAGUGGAUUGAGCGAGAAUAAUGUUGCAUAUGUCGCCCAGUCUAUUGAUAAUGUGGUUAGGAGGGUGUAG
Talaromyces proteolyticus is the source of this 1305-nucleotide messenger RNA. Its product is annotated as putative aspartate transaminase. Gene Ontology annotation, molecular function: pyridoxal phosphate binding; L-aspartate:2-oxoglutarate transaminase activity. NCBI's taxonomy places the organism in Eukaryota, Fungi, Ascomycota, Eurotiomycetes, Eurotiales, Trichocomaceae. The transcript is spliced from 2 exons. The coding region runs from base 1 to 1305 and encodes 434 amino acids. The record is from RefSeq and is a predicted model, not a curated record. Gene Ontology annotation, cellular component: cytosol. Gene Ontology annotation, biological process: L-aspartate biosynthetic process.